Molecule: messenger RNA, 2856 nt
Organism: Kogia breviceps (pygmy sperm whale)
Lineage: Eukaryota; Metazoa; Chordata; Mammalia; Artiodactyla; Physeteridae
Source: RefSeq, a predicted model, not a curated record
AUGCCGCGCCAGGCUGCGAAGGAAUCUCAGGUAUACGCCUCUCUGAAGAGGGACCCCGAGUCUGUCAUUCCAAAGUUGCUUCUUCCCAUGACUCCCCGCUACGCCCUGGAACCGCUGUCUGGAGGAAGGAACUUUAACUUUGGCUCUGAGGCCGCUGAGCGGAUGCAAUCUGACUGCCCUGAACUGAGCGAUGAGCUGUGCAGUGUGCGGAAUCCACUCUCUGGCUGGUCUGUGCCCACCGGGCUUGGAGCCGCGCUGCCCGCGCCCCUCGGCCCUGGCUUUUCCCUCCAGAAGUUUCAGCAGAAAGCUCUGAAGCAAACUAAGCAGAAGAAAUCCAAGUCGGCUGAAUUUCUGAUGGUUAAAGAAGCUAGAGAAGCUACGGAAGGCACUGGAAAUCCAGCUUUUAACAUGAGCAGCCCAGAUCUCUCAGCACAUCAGACUUCAGAAAAGAAAGUUAUUAGACAUGACAUGCUGGAUCGCACCCUUGCAGCUCACCAACAAAAAUUCAGGCUGCUAGCCUCUGCUGAACCAAAAGGAAAUGAAUACAGCAGAAAUUACUUUGACCCACCGACGGAUGAGGAAAUAAACCCAAGGCAGUAUGGGAUGGAGGUCAGCGGAGAGGUUGAUAAUAGAAUUCUCUAUGAUCGAUUAACGGAGCUGUUUCAUGAGAAUGGACAAGGAGGAGCCCAAGAUGAGAGCAUCCUGGAGGAGGCUUUGGGUUCUGAAGAGCUGGUGAGUUCUGGUAAGAUUCUUGGACUCUACAAAGAGGACGGUGAAGCCACCUCUGCUUACAGUGAGGAGAUUGAAAGAUACGCCCCAAAAGACAUAAUUCCGCCUGGAAGUUCUUCACUGGAACAGCCUCUUCAAAUACAGAUGAAAUGCAUAAGGGGUCUCAAGAACAAGGCUCCCCAAGGCUCCUACUUCCUCAAAGUGUCCCUGCUUGGUCGACCAGGCGCCGUGUCUUGGCCGUGGUGCCCGACGGAGAAUCUGAAGACCAGAACACAUCCAGUGAGGCAUGAUGGAAAUGUUUAUGAUGUGGGGCUGUAUUUCCACGAAAGCCUUUAUGUGGUACUCCCGUCUAAGAAGGAUGUGAAACCUGGUGCAGCUUGCUUGUUUGAACUCAUUCUCUGUCGUGGGAAAUAUGCUUGUCUCCACCAAGUUGUGGGCUGGACAACUUUCCCUUUGUAUGAUAGCAAUUUGGAUGUAGUGGAGGGAAAAUUCAAGUGUCCACUUCUCCGAGGGCAUUAUGACCAGAAACUCGACAACUUCAGGAAAAUUGAAGAUUUGAUUUGCUUGGACCUGGACCACUGGCUGUGCAAUCUCUACUUUCAGGUAAUUAAACUUCCUCUACAUUUGGAUGAUCAAAAAAACCAUGGAAGGUGUAUUCCGCUUCCCCCUGAAUUUCCAGUUCGUUUAAUGGCUGAAGCAGAGAAAGCAGAAUCAGGUGUCGAUAACACAGCUGGCCUUUCAGAGAAAGAAACAGAGAAAAACGUUUGUGCCUCAAGGGGUGAUGAAGCUAAAUCCUCAUCAGUCUCAUCUCAAGUUUCACUCUAUUGCAAACGAGGCUAUAGAGUGAUUAUUCUUGGACAUGUCCUUGUGUUCACAGGUUUUGCAUUCACUUGUAUGCCUCCCCAUCUGGAUUACAAGCCUCGUGAAGUUUUGACAGGACCACGAUACAGAGUCCCGCUUGCCUCCAAAGUGAUGCUGGCUGACAACCUCGCACUGCUCCAGGAGCAAAGGAACAUGUGGAAGAAAUUGUUCUUUUCCAUUUCACAGCUUGUCAUUUCCUCUGCGGGGCAGCCCCUGACCCCUCUGAGAGAUCCUGACACCCAUAAGGGAAGUGUUCCCACCGAUGUAAAGGAAGUGGAGAAGCAGUUUAACGCUAAGAAAGAAGGGAUAAGGGUAGAAAGUAAUUUGGUCGUCAAAGCAGGUUUUGAAGUGCAGGGCAUACUAAAACAGCUGACGUUUGUGAAAUCAAGGGUGGUGACAACACUGAUGGAACUGAACGUGAUGUCAUAUUUAUUUGCUUUGUUUCAGAUGCACCUGGUGUUUGAUGUUGUUAUCGAUGACUUGCAGUUCUGUGAUCCUAUUAACACAAGCCUCUUAGCACCAAUACUUUUUUCCCCCAUUUAUUUAAUUUCAUUUCAUUCUGUGAAGGAAAAAUCAACUGCUUGGAAAACUGUAGAAAUUGAAGAUUAUUCUCAGAAUACAUCUUAUUUGGAGGAACUGGAGAAACACAGAUUUUCAGUUUGUUGUUCUUCAGUAGCUGAUAGUACUGGAUCUGGAGAAUUCUUUAAGCAUCUCUAUUUUGUGCUGGCGUCAGUGUUUUCAGAACUUCAGUUCGCUCAAUGGCAAAGCCAGGGCUUCUGGUACAUUAUCUUGCUGAUGGCUUCUCUCUGGUUCCUGAGGCUUUACCUGCAUUACCUCAGCCAGUGGCUUUUCCUCCAGGCCAUUUCAAUUCCUGUUACAAAGUGAAUUCCAUUUUUCCCCCUCACGGUUGAGCUCUGCUACCCAAGCUCUUUACUUCGCAUCGGAGAAGAGUUGCUUGUUGUUGUGAUGGGGCCUUUAAUGCUGAACGCAAUGGUACUUCCCUUGGUUCUGAUCAUAUGGGGCUGUCAGGUACUGUUUGCCUUCCGCCCUGAUGUCCUGUCAAAGUUAAUCAUCACCACGGGACUAUGGACGGUUCUGGACCCACUGGCAGUGUUUAUUGUGGAUACUGUCCUGGGGAAAACUCGAAAGCUGCCUGUGAUCCACAGAUCAGCAGCAUUGGAGUCCAUACUUGGAUACUCUCACCAGUUGAAUAAAAAGAUGCGUUUUAACCUGCUCUACGGUGAUAAACAGCACCCUGAAGUUUGA